AUGGCUGACCCAUCCUUAGAAAUAUGUCCCGACUUUGCUAGAGACUUAUAUGCCAGGAUACGAGAUGACCUAGUUGCAGCCACUGGCGCUGAACCCCAAGCGGUCAUUGAUCGCCUGAUAGGAACAUGGACAGAAGGCCACCAGGCCAGAGUCCUCAAAUGGAACCAACAGCGAGAAGAAGAGGCCCGGGCUGAAGCCGAAAUAGAGCAAGCACAGGCAGAAAGAGUCAAAGAAGAACGACUAGCAAAAGAAGCAGAAACCGAGAAAGAACACCUAGACUCAGAGAAGAAGAAACCAAAAAUGAAUGGGUUCAAUGCAACCCCAACCGUUGGUGAUGCCAUUGCCCCUCAUCCUUCCCAGUACGCUAUUCAGAAACUGAACAACUUUGAAUAUGUAGAGCUAUGGUACUUUUCACCCAACAGAUGCAAGGAGGCCAUGAAAACAGCCCAGUCCAUCACUGAUGACACUUUCAGCCUAGCAAAACUCGAUGACCAGCUAACCAUCCAUCCAGCAUUGGCAUUCAAGGCAUCCAGAGCAGCCAUCCCAGACCAUGACUUACCUUUCUCCAUCUUCCUGCGAGCUAAGAACUCAUUCCUGACCCACACAAGUACUGCAAAGUGGCCCCAAGCACACCUUGAUGCCCUAGCCCUAUUCUAUUGGCACCUCAAGAACCACGCCAUACAGGACAACAGUGAGUUAGGUGACAUGGUCAUCUUACACUAUGCAUCUCGGGUGCGGCUUGACUGGCACGAUCACCUCAAACGAAAUGAAGGCUUUAACAUCAGAAUCAUCAAUGAGACCUUAAUGCAGUCGAUAAAUGAAGAGAUGUGGAAUUGCGUACGCUCAAGAGCACUGAACCCAGUAUGUCCAGGUCAACUUGACCCACUUAGAACAACCUCUAACUAA
Suillus subaureus is the source of this 906-nucleotide messenger RNA. RefSeq lists its product as uncharacterized. The record is from RefSeq and is a predicted model, not a curated record. The transcript has a single exon. NCBI's taxonomy places the organism in Eukaryota, Fungi, Basidiomycota, Agaricomycetes, Boletales, Suillaceae. Bases 1 to 906 code for a protein of 301 amino acids.